AUGUGCUACCUGAAAAGGAGCCUGAGCAAAUCUGUGAACUCGCUCGUUCUCCACUUUGAGUUCGUUAAGUGCAAAAAUUUAGCAAGAUAUCGAAAGAAGGGAAAGUAUUACAUGAUAAUUUCUUACGACAAUUUGCUUUUUUACGAGAAGGAUUUUUACCAAGUUCAGUUUCAAAUAUUUUUUGCCGAUAUCCGGCAGAUAUAUAUGUGCGACGAGUCCAACUAUGUGCAUGUCACUCUGAAGGAGGGCGCGGCCAUUAACGACAUAGGCAUCAAGGGAAUAAACAAGAGCAUCCUCGUCAAGCAACUAUGCGUUGCAUACAGCACGUACUACAUGUUCAACCUGAACAUGAACAUAUACAUGCCAAUUACAAACGAGACGUACGAGGAGAGAUGCCGCAGAACAGGACAUCAUUCACAAACGAGGAAGGUCGAUCUUUCCGUGCAACCGUUUAUCGGGUACCGCAAGGUCGUAUUCGACGAGUACUUCUUCUUCAUCCACAAGUCCUUUCAAAACUUUGCAUCCGUUUCGAACGAGAGUACCUUCUACAUCGAUCGAAGAGGAAUAGAAAUAAAUAUAAAAAUAGACGGCCAGAAAAGCAUGAUCGAGUUGGAUGGGACGGAGGACAAUAAUUUUUAUCAGCUGGCGAGUAGCCACCUCAAUUUUUUAAUCAACAAAUCCAAAAUACCACUCAUCAUACGUAAAAAUUUUUACUACAAGAGGAUGAACUUAUCGGACGACUUGGCGAAGUGGUCUGGAUAUGAGGUCUACUUGAAGAACGAGACGCACACCAUUGUUUGUAUAAUUUUGAGGAGGACGUUCAUCCCCCCUCUUUUGGACAAAUGCCAAGACAUAUUUGUUACGUUUAAAAUAUCGCACCAGAGUCAGCAGGAAUUCAAUGUCACCGAUAAGGAUCUGUAUGCAGAAGUAUACGUCGUGGCCAACUCGAUCACACCCAACGAUAUUCACAACACCUUCUACGCCAAUCUGAUACAAGUUCAAGUGGAUGCUCUCCUUUACAACCCUGAGGUGUAUGGAUAUUUCGAAUCAACCUUAAAGAUAAAGCCAUCCUACUUUGACCACCUAAAGAUUUUUUUCAAAUCUAUGCUGAUCAUAUUGAAGGAAGGAGACGUCGUGAUUAGCUCUGAAGUGAUAGACUUCCUGGGGGAGGACACCAAGGUGGAGAAAAAUCUGGAGUACCUCCUGAAUGUCAUCCUCAACCAGAUUCCGGGCGUAAACCUCCUGGAUACCCACAGAAGCGAGAAGAUAAAAAUCAAUCGAAUUCUGCACAGGCUCUCGGACUACCUAAUCUAUUGCCUAGAUUCGGGGUUCCUAUCGGAGAAGUUCAACGUAACGGAUCUGAUCAAGGGGGCGAUCAUUAUCAACGCGGAUAGCAUGUUGGCCAUGAAGGACAUGAUGAAUUUCCUUCUCCACUUGCGCAAAAGGGAUUACUCCGUGGGGUACAGGAAAGAUUGUCUGGAGCUUCUUCGGGAGGAGGAAAACACUCCUGUCGAGGGACCUACUUCGACACAAUCACUUGGUAUGGGCAACACUAAAGCUGCUAUCCCUGUUGCAGCGCGCACCAAAAUCGAGCGGCUACUAGACAGCGAAGACCACUCAGUUAGCGACUUCCUCCUAUUCCACCUGCACCAGUGUGGAUACAUAAACCGACAUUGCCGAUAUAAGCACGACACCAGCUACAAACAAAUCAUCGCAUGCAUCCUCAAAUACGGAGUAAACAUGAAAAUAAAAAAAAAAAUUCUAAAGAAGCUAUUAAUCUUUUCAAAUGAUUACAAAAAUAAAUAUGACUCCUCGCUCAUAAGUGCGAUCAUAUAUUUUUUGGCUAGCUUAUGUGAAGAAAAAAAAAAAAAAAAAAAAAAAAAUUCAAUUGUUCUCAUAUUAAGUAUAUUAAUCAACAUUACAAACAACAAUGAUGAAACGAAAAAUAUUCUUAUCCAUUUUGGAAUUCACAAAAUAUGUAAUCUGCUAAUUUUAUCGAAUGAUUGUGAUGUCGUCGAGAAAAUUGUACUGCUCUAUAUCAACUUAAGUAAAAGCAAGUGGAUGUGUGAAGGAAUAGUAAACAGUGGAAUCCUCCUCCACAUGAUAGAUAUUCUUUUUAAUACGUACUCCAUAAACUUACGGUCGAAGAAAGAAAUCUGUAUUAACAUCCUUUGCGUUAUUGGUCAAGUCUGUAAUUACUGCAAAACCUAUGCUCAGUUUUUAUUUUCCCAUUAUGUAGAAAUUUUGACCGUUGGCAUUUGCAUUUAUCAGUCCACAGACAUUCAACAAUUUGAAAAAGUCAAGUUGAUAUAUUUUUUUAAAAAAAUGCUAAUGCACAGUUAUGAAAUGAAGGAGCAAAUUUGCCUCCAACUAUCUCCCCUAAUCAUUAUGGAAAUACAUUCUGCUUCGGAAGACAGAGAUUUUAUUUACUCUUCCUUGUCUCUCUUUGAUGCCAUGUCUUGCUACAAGGUUAAUUGUCAACAUAUGGAGAGGAUGCAGAUCAUACCGCUCCUCCAGUUUGUCAAGACUCUAAAUGUCGUGGAGCUCUAUAAGCGCGCUGAAAGGAUCGAGACCACCAUUAGCAAAAAUGGACAACUCCUAUAA
This is a messenger RNA of Plasmodium knowlesi strain H, 2604 nucleotides long. RefSeq lists its product as uncharacterized. The transcript has 17 exons. Lineage: Eukaryota; Apicomplexa; Aconoidasida; Haemosporida; Plasmodiidae. The record is from RefSeq and is a predicted model, not a curated record. Bases 1 to 2604 code for a protein of 867 amino acids.